ACGAUAUUGUUAUAACUUGCUCCAUGAUUGUGUGUGCAGACUUUUGAUCACUUAUAUUUGUAUAAUGCAGCAGUCUGCAUUUGAUUCCCUUCAAUUGCAAACACAUGGUUCAAGAUUUCGUGUUUUGGUUGGUUUGACUGGUAGUGUAGCUGCUCUCAAAGCGCCGUUGUUGGUAACACAACUCCUUGAAAUACCAGAGGUUGAUGUACGUGUGGUCACCACAGACCACGCCACUCAUUUUUAUAGCAUCAGUGAAGUCCCUGUUCGUGUAUACACAGAUAAAGAUGAAUGGGAGAUAUGGACAAAGCGCACUGACCCUGUGCUUCAUAUUGAACUUAGACGGUGGGCGGAUCUUUUAGUCAUUGCCCCACUUGAUGCCAAUACACUUGGCAAAAUUGCCAAUGGAAUCUGUGACAACCUCCUGACAUGUGUGGUUCGGGCUUGGGACACAAGCCGUCCUCUGCUUUUCUGUCCUGCUAUGAACACAGCCAUGUGGCAUCACCCUAUCACUGCACAGCAGGUGGCCACACUUAAAGGCUUUGGCUAUGUUGAGAUCCCAUGUAUUGCGAAAAAACUUGUCUGUGGAGAUGAAGUCUCUAUCCUCACAGGUAAAGGUGCCAUGGCCGAGGUUUCAACUAUUGUUGAUACUGUCAAACAAUACCUUCAGAAACCUGCUGAAUGAUUUCAAACUUUAUUUAUACAAUUAACAAAAAACAUACAGUACAUACGUUGUGGUGUGAUAUUAGUUAUGUUAUUUCAAUGUUCUAUAGUUUUUUUUUACAUAAGUUUAAAUAAAUAGUUUUUUUCCCUGUUAAAAAAAAGUGGAAUUAUGUUUUUAUUUUAGUUUCAUAUUUCAACUGAAUGUUAGUAUUAGGUAAUACAAAAGUAUAUUCACAGUAAUGCCAUAGACAAACCUUUUUUGGUUCUCCAAAGAACCAUUCAGUCAAAAGUUCUUAAUAGGACCAUUACUUUCUUACCUUUUAUUGUCUAAAAACAUUUAACCACUGCAGAGAACCUUUUCUGGACAGAAAGGUUCUUUGGAUAUUAAUUAAGGUUCUUUAUGGAACCAUACAGCCAAAAAUGGUCAUUCUGUGGCAUUGUGUAGUACCUUUCUUUUUAAGAGUGUUGUAUCCCUAUAAUUGAUCCUCAAUUUUAUAAGCACAUAUUAAUGAAAAGCAGAUGCUCCCAUUUCAAAACAAAUUCUCCAAAAGUCUAAUGUAGUUUUAGGGUUAGGGUCAGUGCAGCUAUAAAGACUGUUAGUUCAUUUUCGCUGUAUAAUUGCUGUAUAAUAUGGAUCAAUAUUAGAUAGAUUAGUUUAAAUAUUAAAAUGUAUUAAGGUGUUGAGUUGUAUCAAGCAUGUAGUUGAAUAGUAAUCACCUUAUAAAGAAACAGUUAUUUACUUUGAAUGAAAGUCUACCAAAUUAAUCUCUUCUCCACGAAUAAGCUGGUGGGCGUUCUGGCGCAAUGUGGGUAUCGUUGCAUCAUCCAAGUGGUGGUUGAGAAAAAUUACCUCUUAAAUAUGUAAAGCGCUUUGAGUGCUGCAGAAAUGCGCUAUAUAAAUGCAACAAAUUAUUAUUAUUAUUAUUAUGAUACACUCACCUAAAGGAUUAUUAGGAACACCAUACUAAUACUGUGUUUGACCCCCUUUCGCCUUCAGAACUGCCUUAAUUUUGCCAUUGAUUCAACAAGGUGCUGAAACGAUCUUUAGAAAUGUUGGCCCAUAUUGAUAGGAUAUCAUCUUGCAGUUGAUGGAGAUUUGUGGGAUGCACAUCCACAGCAUGAAGCUCCCGUUCCACCACAUCCCAAAGAUGCUCUACUGGGUUGAGAUCUGGUGAUUGUAGGGGCCAUUUUAGUACCGUGAACUCAUUGAUAUGUACAAGAAACCAAUUUGAAAUGAUUUGAGCUUUGUGACAUAGUGCAUUAUCCUGCAUGUACAUGGUGGUCAUUAAGGGAUGGACAUGGUCAGCAACAAUGCUCAGGUAGGCCGUGGGAUUUAAACGAUGCCCAAUUGGCACUAAGGGGCUUAAGUGUGCCAAGAAAACGUCCCCCACAUCAUUACACCACCAGCCUGCACAGUGGUAACAAGGCAUGAUGGAUCCAUGCCCUCAUUCUGUCUACGCCAAAUUCUGACUCUACCAUCUGAAUGUCUCAACAGAAAUCGAGACUUAUCAGACCAGGCAACAUUUUCUUCAACUGUCCAAUUUUGGUGAGCUCGUGCAAAUUGUAGCCUCUUUUUCCUAUUUGUAGUGGAGAUGAGUGGUACCCGGUGGGGUCUUCUGCUGUUGUAGCCCAUCCGCCUCAAGGUUGUGCGUGUUGUGGCUUCACAAAUGCUUUGCUGCAUACCUCGGUUGUAACAAGUGGUUAUUUCAGUCAAAGUUGUUCUUCUAUCAGCUUGAAUCAGUCGCCUCAUUCUCCUCUGAUGUCUAGCAUCAACAAGGCAUUUUUGCCCACAGGACUGCCGCAUACUUUCACACUUUUCUUUGUAAACCCUAGAAAUUGUUGUGCGUGAAAAUCCCAGUAACUGAGCAGAUUGUGAAAUACUCAGACUGGCCCAUCUAGGACCAACAACCAUGACACGCUCAACUUUCCCAUUCUGACAUUCAGAUUGGAGUUCAGGAGAUUGUCUUGACCAGGAUCACAUCCCUAAACGCAUUGAAGCAACUGCCAUGUGAUUGGUUGAUUAGAUAAUUGCAUUAAUGUAAAAUUGAACAGAUGUUCCUUAUAAUCCUUGGUGAGUGUAUAAUCAGAGGAAGAAGCCUUAGUUUUAUUAUGUAUUCAGAAGAAAAUCAAAAGAAACAAAAGUCUGGGAAUGUUUAAAUCUUUACAUUUAUGGUUCUUUUGGAAACUUAAAUAAAUCCUAAAUGUGUGAUUAUUUUUAAAAUCAUAGUUCUGUUUUGCCUUAGCCACAAUUAUAGAAAGCCAAUUUGCUUAAUAAAACAAUGCUAGUGAGCUGGCUAAAAAAACUACCAAAAGAAAAUGUAAAACACCUUAAAAUAAGAUAAUUUUCCACUGUUUAAAAAGGUUUUAAAAUUAAUUUUCAGAUUAACUACAGGCGUCUCAACUUUGUUUAUGUGAGCAAUAAAUAACAUAUAUAAAACUGUUAUGAUCAGUCCUGAAGAAAAAACACAUGACUAUAAGUUUAUGCAACCGGCCACUGGAACUCCUCUUUGCAAGAGAUUUCUGUCUAUGAUAUAGAAGAGACUGUCAUAUACCCUGCUAAGAUGUUUGGUAAACAUGUCUUUGGGGUUAGAAAAGGCUGUAUCUGUGUCACUUUUAUGUAAAAGGAUUGAUAACAUCCUGCUAAUGUGUGUCUAAAGAGAAACAGCUUAUCCCGAGAAAGCAGACGCAGUUGAAAAAAAAUAGCUUUUCUGGACCAGUGUUACACUGUAACUUUUUGGCCAGAUAUAAACCUGUUAAAUGUGAUGUUAUAAUAACAUCGAACAAAUAUUUUCCUAGCAUUUUAAUACGUUCUUAAAUAUUUGACUACAACAGGAGAGCUUUUUUUGUUUAUAAAUUUGUUGUUUCCAUGAGGUUUCUGUUAUGACAACUUGGGGCAUGUUGUCACAAAAGUUAAAAAGAUAAAUGUGUUAUAUUAAUAUAUUAUAAUAUACAAAAUCCUUUGAUAAAUGUUCACUGAAGUAUAGAAUGUGACAACUAGCCCCUGUCUCCCCCAUAUGUAAUUGAUAGGAUGAUGCCUACAUUUUCACACUUAUUUAAUGCCCAUACUGUAUUAAAGAUAGGUUAUUUGUUUUUUGUUUGGACAUUCACUUCAUUCGAAUUUGUUUUGCAAAACACCUGAGAUGUUGUCAUCAGAUGUAGUCAUUGCUGAUUUACACAUGAUUCCUUGUACGCUUGCUGUGACUUGUCCUCUUGUCAUUGGCUGCCAGGACAGAAUUUUAAAGCAAACGCCCCAGCAGGAAGAGAGAUGUUUAUCAGGCGUUGCUAGAAAUGAGUGACAUCAAAGAGCUGGGUAUAAUGGGAGGUUCCUAUCUCUCUGCAUACUAAAUGAGUUUUUUAUCAUGUAGACAGCGCUGAUCUGUAUCAGUCAAUUCAGUUCAUUAAAAUUCUCGUUGCAAAGGUGUAUCAUUAACAGAUCCGUUCACAUCCUCCCCCUGUAUUCUUUCAAAACCUUUAAGAGCAACAGAAAAUCUGUUUAAUUGUAAAAAAAUAUUUUGCUUGUUAAGAGUAUAUCAUCAUCAAAAUAAAAAAGAUUUUCCAUUAUAGUUUUCAAAUGAAAGCACAAAGGACUGGCACACUGAUGCAGGGCUCAGGUGUACCCCAACAGAUUGCUUGAUGCUGGAGGUGUCAGUAAGGUUGAAUAAACACUUGUCACGUUUCCUGCUUGUUUUCCUUUGGGAAUGUUGACAGGCUCAUGGUGCUACUUCCCCAGGUAGCAGAAAGGUAAUACAGACAUGGCUGAUGUAACUCUACAGCUGAGUGAACUCAU
Paramisgurnus dabryanus is the source of this 4447-nucleotide messenger RNA. The record is from RefSeq and is a predicted model, not a curated record. NCBI's taxonomy places the organism in Eukaryota, Metazoa, Chordata, Actinopteri, Cypriniformes, Cobitidae.